Messenger RNA from Sitodiplosis mosellana (orange wheat blossom midge), 3840 nucleotides. It is a transcript of the gene su(r), whose product is annotated as dihydropyrimidine dehydrogenase [NADP(+)]. The coding region runs from base 555 to 3683 and encodes 1042 amino acids. The record is from RefSeq and is a predicted model, not a curated record. Gene Ontology annotation, biological process: 'de novo' pyrimidine nucleobase biosynthetic process; uracil catabolic process; thymine catabolic process. Lineage: Eukaryota; Metazoa; Arthropoda; Insecta; Diptera; Cecidomyiidae. Gene Ontology annotation, cellular component: cytosol; cytoplasm. Gene Ontology annotation, molecular function: NADP binding; uracil binding; iron-sulfur cluster binding. The transcript has 11 exons.
GUCGAACCGAACCGUCCAUCAUGUUUUCACACAUUUAUAGAAUAUUUUACCAUCGGUUCUACCAAUACUCGUUCAUUGAACGAUAACCCCCUCCAAAAAAAAUUAAAUGUGUAUCAAUUAGUUACGUUUGAAGUCAUGUUAUCGUGUGUCCGACGCCAUCUCCGUGCACUCGUAGUCGAUUCGUUCACACUUGUUGCCUAGUUAGUUGCAUAGUGACAAUCAACUGAUGAACUACGUUCCGUGCUACACGCACUUGAAUCGUCCACAGUUGAAUUAAUUUCAAUGUUGAAUUAAUAUUACGAAUAAAUUCUUUUGACAAAAAUUACGUAAAAUAUCGUUGAUGGUUGUGUAAAGUGAAUACACAAAUUAACCAACUCAGAAAAAAAGAGAAGAAACCAAUUGAAUGGUCUUUGACGUUUCCAGUGUGAGCUCAAAGAUACAUUUCAAGGCGAGUACAGCAUUUUGUCCGUGAAUAAACACCAUAUAUCGAGAGUGUUGACUAGAAUUUUCGAUCGAACACCAAUUCAAGUGAAAGAAACAAAGAAGUAGAAAAAAUGAGCCCUCCAGCGAUUGUCAGCAAAGAAAUUCCAGACAUUGAAAAUCUUCUGUCAUUGAAUCCGCGUGUUCAGACCAAAGGAUCGCUGGUACCAACAUCGGUGACGAAAAAAGAGAAAAAACUAUGGAAACGUAACGCGGACCGUAGUUGCGGUUCUUGCUCAAGCCUCCAAAACGAUUUUUCCGAUAUCAAACAUACAACUCUCUCGGAACGUGCCGCUCUUCGUGAAGCCGCUCGUUGUUUGAAAUGUGCCGAUGCACCAUGCCAAAAAUCCUGUCCAACGCAAUUAGACAUUAAGAGUUUCAUCACCAGCAUUGCCAAUAAAAAUUACUAUGGCGCUGCUAAGGCCAUUUUUUCGGACAAUCCAUUGGGUUUGACUUGCGGUAUGGUUUGCCCGACUUCAGACUUGUGCGUUGGUGGCUGUAAUCUAGCAGCUACGGAAGAGGGUGCUAUUAAUAUUGGUGGGCUCCAGCAAUAUGCCACGGAUGUGUUCAAGCAGAUGGGCAUUCGCCAAACGGUUUCACCCAAUCAACCACCGCUUAAGGAUGAUCAAAAGAAAAUUGUGCUCCUUGGCGGCGGACCGGCUUCAUUGUCAUGCGCUACUUUCUUGGGCCGUUUGGGAUACAAAAACAUCACUGUUUACGAGAAGCGAAACGCUUUGGGUGGAUUGAGUUCUUUCGAAAUCCCACAAUACCGUUUGCCAAUGGAUGUCGUUGACUUUGAAAUCAAUUUGGUGAAAGAUCUUGGGGUUCGCUUCGAAACUGGACGCGCAUUGUCUACAUCUGAUAUUACACUGAACGGUUUGAUCAAGGAUGGUGCUGAUGCGGUUUUCUUGGGCAUUGGUUUGCCACAACCAAUUGUGAACCCAAUUUUCAAGGGACUCACACCCGAUCACGGUUUCUAUACAUCCAAAGACUUUUUGCCCAUCGUUUCGGAAGGCAGCAAACCAGGAUUGUGCGCAUGUAAAGUAAACAAGUUGCCACAAUUGCACGGAAAUGUUAUUGUACUGGGCGCUGGUGAUACAGCAUUCGAUUGUGCAACGUCAGCGUUGCGUUGUGGAGCACGUAAAGUGUUUGUGGUUUUCCGCAGAGGUACCACCAAUAUUCGUGCCGUUCCCGAAGAAGUCGAACUGGCCAGAGAGGAGAAAUGUGAAUUCAUUCCAUUUAUGACGCCAACCAAAGUCAAUGUUUCAAACGAUCGCAUUGAGUCCAUCGAGCUCUGCCGUAACGAACAAAAUGAAAAUGGUCAAUGGGUUGAAGAUCACGACCAAAUCACCAAACUUAAAGCCAACUUUAUCAUUUCUGCUUUCGGUUCGGUUUUGAGUCAAAAAGAUGUUCUAGAUGCUUUGUCACCAAUCCAACUGAAUGAAUGGAAUUUGCCCAAAGUUAACUUAACAACGUAUCAAACAUCGUUGCCGCAGGUAUUUUGUGGUGGAGAUUUGGCUGGUGUUGCAAACACAACCGUUGAAUCCGUUAACGAUGGUAAAACUGCUGCUUGGUAUAUGCACUGCUAUCUUCAGAAUUUGCCAUUCGACACACCAGUCGAGUUGCCAUUGUUCCACAGUCCAAUCGAUGAUGUUGAUAUUUCAGUUGAAAUGUGUGGCUUGAAGUUUGAAAAUCCAUACGGUUUGGCUUCCGCUCCACCAACAACUGCUUCAGCUAUGAUUCGCCGUUCGUUCGAACAAGGCUGGGGAUUUGCUGUCACAAAAACAUUUGCUCUUGACAAAGAUAUGGUUACAAAUGUAUCGCCACGAAUUAUUCGAGGUACUACAUCGGGUCACUUGUACGGUCCACAACAAGGCGCUUUCCUUAACAUUGAAUUGAUUUCCGAAAAGUGCUGUGAUUAUUGGCUCACAAGCAUUGCUGAAUUGCGUCGUGAUUUCCCAACGAAAAUCCUCAUUGCCAGUAUCAUGUGCACGUAUAACAAGGACGACUGGACGGAAUUGGCACAGAAAGCCGAACGGGCCGGUGCUCAUGCGUUGGAAUUGAAUCUGUCGUGUCCGCAUGGAAUGGGAGAAUCGGGCAUGGGUCUCGCUUGCGGUCAAGAUCCUGAACUCGUUUACAACAUCUCACUUUGGGUUCGUGCCGCCGUCAAAAUUCCAUUCUUCGUCAAACUCACACCAAACAUCACCGACAUUGUAUCGAUUGCCAAAGCAGCUCAUAAAGGUAAAGCCGAUGGAGUCUCCGCUAUCAACACUGUUAGCGGUUUAAUGUCAUUGAACGCAAAUGGCACACCUUGGCCAGCAAUCGGUGAUGAGAAACGAACAACUUACGGAGGAGUCUCAGGAAAUGCCACACGACCAAUGGCGCUCAAAGCCAUUACAGCCAUUGGAAAUCAACUUCCAGGAUUCCCCAUUCUAGGUAUUGGUGGUGUUGACUCAGCUGAUGUUGCACUGCAAUUUUUACAAGGAGGAGCAUCUGUACUACAAGUUUGUUCGGCUGUUCAAAAUCAAGAUUUUACCGUUGUUCAAGAUUACAUCACUGGCUUGAAGGCAUUGUUAUACUUGAAAUCAAACCCACCACCAAAUCAACCACAUUUGUGGAGUGGACAAUCACCACCACCUUUCAAACACCAAAAAGGAAAACCGGUUGUUCCACUCGUUGGAGAAGAUGGACUGCCCUUGGUUAACUUUGGAUUGCAAAAGAAAGAACGCGAAGAGAAAAUAUCGCAAUUGAUGAAGGAAAAGGGACCAAUUUGGAAACUGAACGCAAAUGACGAUGAUCUUCCCGCAAACGACUCAAACAGUGUGAAUGGCACGAACGGUGCGAGAAAUGGCUACAAUCCAGCGCCAGCCUUGAAAGAUGUGAUUGGAGCAUCUCUACGUUACGUCGGUCCCUACAAAAAACUUGAUAACAAAAAACAAGUCGUUGCACUGAUAGAUGAUGAUUUAUGUAUCAACUGUGGCAAAUGUUACAUGGCAUGUGCUGACUCAGGUUAUCAAGCCAUUGAAUUUGAUGCGAAAACACAUCGUGCUCACGUCACCGACGACUGUACUGGUUGCACAUUGUGUUUGUCAGUUUGCCCAAUCAUCGACUGUAUUGAUAUGGUACCGAAGACUAUUCCACAUGUCAUCAAACGUGGUAAACCCGACACGGUUCUGGUUCACGCUUUGCUUCCAAGUCAGUAGGAAAUACACAUUUUAUAAAGGGAAUCACACAUAUCGAGAUAAAUGCUGGACUGGACAUCAACAACAAAAAUUAAACACUUUAAGCGUAAAACUGUAAAAUUGUUUAUUCGAAACACUUUGAUUUAUUGCACAAAUAAAUGGGCCAUGAUGUCACCAA